Molecule: messenger RNA, 1866 nt
Organism: Mercurialis annua (annual mercury)
Lineage: Eukaryota; Viridiplantae; Streptophyta; Magnoliopsida; Malpighiales; Euphorbiaceae
Product: intermediate cleaving peptidase 55, mitochondrial
Exons: 14
Coding region: 147-1601 (484 amino acids)
Cellular component (GO): mitochondrion
Molecular function (GO): manganese ion binding; metalloaminopeptidase activity
Source: RefSeq, a predicted model, not a curated record
AAAAAAAGAAACUUCAAAAUUUAUAGACCCCUUAAACCCUAAUAUGAGAAUUUGAAGAAUUUAAACCAAAAUCUGUUGAAGAAGAAGAAUAGAGCUUUAUUUUGUUUUUUAAGAAUCCUCAAAUAGAGAAGACUCUGAAUAAGAAGAUGCAGAUUCUUUGUAGGAAGUUACUGCAGAGAAAAACUCAUAUCAAACAAGGUAUCAGUCGAUAUGCUUUUUCUACAAAUAAGAUUGGCGAUAUUGGGCAGCCAACUCCUGCAACUCAUCCUCAGUUGCUAAAAGAAGGGGAAAUCACUCCAGGCAUUACUAAUGAGGAGUACGUCUCAAGAAGAAAUAAGUUGUUGGAGCUUCUUCCAGAAAACAGCUUGGCCAUCAUUGCAGCUGCCCCUGUAAAGAUGAUGACCAGUGUAGUGCCUUAUACGUAUCGGCCAGAUGCUGAUUACUUGUAUAUUACUGGCUGCCAACAACCUGGUGGUUUGGCAGUUUUGGGUCAUGAUUUUGGUUUAUGCAUGUUCAUGCCAGAAGCAACACAACAUGAUGUUAUUUGGCAAGGACAAGUUGCAGGUAUUUAUGCAGCAUUAGAGACAUUCAAGGCUCAGAAAGCAUAUCCUAUGAGAAAAUUACGUGAUGUUCUUCCAGAUAUGAUAAAGAGCUGCUCCAAGUUGUUUCACAACAUGCAGACAGCAACACAAACAUAUACAGAACUGGACGCAUUUCAAAAGGUGGCCCUCAGUGGCAAAGUGGAAAAUAUUUCCAGCUUGACCAAUGAGUUACGAUGGAUAAAGUCACCAGCAGAGCUUAAGUUGAUGAAAGAAUCUUCAUCCAUUGCUUGCCAGGCUCUUCUCCAAACGAUGCUUCACUCGAAGACAUAUCCUCAUGAGGGUAUGCUAGCAGCAAAAGUUGAAUAUGAAUGCAGAAUGAGAGGUGCCCAAAGGAUGGCGUUCAAUCCUGUGGUUGGUGGUGGGUCUAAUGGUAGUGUUAUACAUUAUUCACGAAAUGACCAGCAGAUUAAAGAUGGUGAUCUUGUUUUAAUGGAUAUGGGGUGUGAGUUCCAUAGUUAUGUCAGUGAUCUUACUCGCACCUGGCCGCCCUGUGGUAGCUUCUCUUCAGGACAAGAAGAACUCUAUGAUCUUAUACUUCAAACAAACAAGUCAUGCAUAGAUCUUUGCAGACCUGGCACCAGCAUUCAGGAAAUACACAAUUAUUCGGUUGACAUGUUGCGUAAAGGAUUUAAGGAGAUAGGGAUUUUGAAAAAUAGUGGAAAUAAUUCCUACCAUUUGUUGAACCCAACUUCUAUAGGUCAUUACCUAGGAAUGGACGUCCACGAUAGUUCUUCUGUCAGCUAUGAUCGGCCACUGAAGCCUGGCGUGGUGAUAACAAUAGAGCCAGGAGUAUAUAUUCCAGCUACUUCUGAUGUUCCAGAAAGGUACCGAGGCAUUGGGAUAAGGAUUGAAGACGAGGUCCUGAUAACAGAAAGUGGUUAUGAGGUACUAACAGGUUCAAUGCCAAAAGAAGUCGGACACAUCGAGUCAUUGAUCAACAAUUACAGUCAUGUGAGAGGAACGGAGAGCCAUAACAAUGUGCAAGUUGCUUCGAGCUGACAAUUCUGAAGAAAAUAUGUAAUUUCUCAUAUGUCGAAAAUAAGUCAUUUCUCAUAUUUACCCAUUUAUCUUCUUCCAUUCGUCCGAAUAUGUAGAUCUCUUACUACCCGAUUGUUGUUUCGAGGAGGCAGUUACGCCUCGCUUGAGAUCCGGCCCGGCGGAGAUGUCUUGAAAUUUUGACACUAAAUUGUACUUGUAUUUGUACAUUAUUACUGAUUAAAAGUUUCAAUAAAAAUAAUGAAUUGGAUAGGCAGUUGAAUGUUGA